Molecule: messenger RNA, 1953 nt
Organism: Nematocida homosporus
Lineage: Eukaryota; Fungi; Microsporidia
Product: vesicle-fusing ATPase
Exons: 1
Coding region: 1-1953 (650 amino acids)
Biological process (GO): Golgi to plasma membrane protein transport; intra-Golgi vesicle-mediated transport; SNARE complex disassembly
Cellular component (GO): Golgi stack
Molecular function (GO): ATP binding; ATP hydrolysis activity
Source: RefSeq, a predicted model, not a curated record
AUGCAGCGACGUGUUGUGAAGAUGCAAAGACAUCUAUGGGCCCAGAGUAACAUGGUGUACGUUUCGGAUGAUUUUGAAGGCGCCUUUUGUGCCCUUCGUGGUUUUGCCUUCAAAGUUCAUAAAGAGCCGCAACUUCAGUCAGGAACAGUCUCACUCUCACAAAUUCAACGCAGUCUAGUUCAAGCUCAAGAAGGAGACUUCGUUGAUGUCGUGCCAAUCGGUAUUUCGCGCCGAGCAGUUAUUUCUACUCUAGAAAUUUCCCUAUUCGGUCGGGCCAAAGAUGUCCAUUUAAAGACGGGAUUAGAGAAGCUUAGCCAAGACAUUACUACUAGACUAGCCGGCAUUCCUUUAACUGAAGGCCAAGAAGUCUACUUACCCAUUGCUGGAGAAGAAGAUCCAACUAAACACCUUAUAUUUAUUGGGCGGAUUGAACACCUAGAAACACUUGACCAGGCAGUUAUUGGAGUAGUUCAGGCCGACACUAGAAUAAGCAUUAAAGAACAUCCUGAGAUAACAAUUUUAGGUCUAGAGUCGGCCCUAACUAUCACCUCAGAUUUCAACUUCCAAGAGAUGGAGAUUGGUGGCCUACAAAAAGCCUUUGGAGAAAUGUUCCGACGAGCGUUUAUUCAGCGUACUUACCCCCCAGAGUUCAUUCAGAAGAUGGGUAUUUCUCAUAUCAAAGGAAUUAUGCUUUACGGUCCACCAGGAACAGGAAAGACUUUGAUUGCCAGGAAAAUGUCAGCCUUAUUGCACUCGGCUCCACCUAAGAUAGUUAAUGGACCUGAGAUUUUAAACAAGUACGUGGGACAGAGUGAAGAGAAUAUUAGGCGAUUGUUUGAAGACGCAGAAGCUGAUUAUCGCAAGUAUGGUGAGAAGAGUCCGUUGCAUGUAAUUAUUUUUGAUGAGAUAGAUGCUAUCUGUAAGUCUCGUGGAUCGUCUAAUGGAGUAGGUGAUCAGGUAGUCAAUCAACUCUUAUCUAAGAUAGAUGGGGUUGAGUGUCUGAAUAACAUUUUAGUGAUUGGAAUGACUAAUCGGUUAGAUUUAAUAGAUGAUGCACUUUUACGUCCUGGUCGGUUUGAAAUCCAUAUAGAGAUAGCCCUACCGGAUGCAGAAGGUCGAUUGGAGAUCUUGCGGAUUCAUACGCGUAAGAUGGCUAAGAACUGCUUCUUAGGUCCGGAUGUGGACUUGGCGGGGACAGCAGGUCGAGCUCGUAACUUUACGGGUGCCGAGAUAACUGCACUAGUUAAGAGUGCGGCUUCUUUUGCUUUGGAGCGUUCGAAGAGAGUUCAGUCGGAAGUGAUUAUUGGCCAGGCUGAUUUUGAUCGGGCUUUAAUGGAAACGGCUCCGGCCUUUGGAGUCAGUCGACGCCUCAGAAUUCCAGAGCCUUUUUAUACCUUCCCAAGUGCAGCGGCUGUUCUGGCCUUUGGAGAUCAAAUGGUGCAACGAUUGAUAACUGGAAGUUGUCCUAAGACAUUAUCCGUACUUCUUUCUGGCCGACCUGGGACUGGUAAAACUGUUCUGGCUGAAGCUAUUGCUAAGUAUUCAGAAGUACCUUUCAUUAGAGUCAUAUCACCACGUGAUUUAGUCGGUCGGGAAGAGAAUGAAAAGGUGCAUUACAUUAAGCGCACGUUUAAGGACGCCUACCGUAGUACAGAGGCGGUUGUUGUUUUGGAUGAUAUUGAGGGUUUAAUGGACUAUGUAAGCAUAGGCCCUCGGUUUUCUAAUGCAGUCUUACAGGCCAUUAAGAUCUUUGCUAAGAACCAGGAGAAGUUUAAGGUCCUAGUUGUAGGCACUACAGCUGAUGCCAGUCUUAUGGAAGAAGCUGGGAUUUUGGGGGCAUUUGAUGAGCACUUGCCAAUUCCAGUGAUGACGUCAGAGGAUGCCGCAUGGUUUGCCGAGAAUAGUGAGCUUAGGUGUGAAGUUGGCAAAACAAUCCGUGAAGUAAUCCAAUAA